Molecule: messenger RNA, 4154 nt
Organism: Calliphora vicina (urban bluebottle blowfly)
Lineage: Eukaryota; Metazoa; Arthropoda; Insecta; Diptera; Calliphoridae
Exons: 15
Coding region: 264-3155 (963 amino acids)
Source: RefSeq, a predicted model, not a curated record
AGCAAAAAUUUUCCGUUUUUUCGCUUUAACGCUUUAAGUUUGUUUUUUUUACGAUUUUUCUUUCCUUGCGUUCUGUUUAAUUUUUACGAUUUCGAUAUUUAUUAUUAAUUUUGGAUUAUUUUCCGGUUUUUUUCUUUUGAAAUUUAAUAAUUGAAUUUUCAAUAUUUAAUAAAAAAAAUUAUUUGUUUAAAAUUUGUUUUAAAAAAACUACGAUGCCCAUGGCGCUAACUAUUUAAAUUCCCCCCCAAACGUUUUAAAAUAUUAUGGAUUUAGCCGAUCAAGUCGAUGAUUAUAUUUGUACAUUUGAAGGUCUCGGUGAUAUAACAAUGGAUUCAUUAGCAAUGUUUAUAUUUAUAUGGGCCGUAUUGGCUCUCUUCUUAGUAUGGCUGUGUAAAUUUUUAUACCAAAAAUAUGUGCUGAAAGAUAAACCCGCCAGUGCCACCAACAGUCGACAGAGUAGUGUUGCACCCGGCGCCGGUGGUAUUAAAACCGAAAAACGUCUCUCGGAACCCCGAGAAAUACUGGCAAGUAAAAGUGAAAUCAAAGAUUUACUCACCAAACCGGCGGCAGGUGGCAGUGGACGUGGUAGGACACCGGUAGGUGGUGUGGCUGCGGGAGGACCGGGAGUGCGUAGGCGCAUGGUGAGACAGGGUUCGACAGGACCGGAAAAUCGUAAAAAGCGUUAUGUGCCACCGCCCUCAAAUGUUGUUGGACCAGAAACGACUUCCGUCACUUGGACUAGCCAAGUUUUUCGUUGGCUUUAUAGUGAUUUGGUGAUUGUUAACGAAUUAUUAAUGUCUUGGGUUAUCGCACUUAACGAUACUUUGCAUAAAAACGAAGAAGAGGGACUCUCUGUUGAAGUUGUACGUGUAUUGCCCGACAGUCCGCCACCCGGUUUAAGCAACAUUUUCUGUAAUGCCGAUGAAGCAAAUCCAGCUGAUAUGCUUAUUACCUUCGAUUGUGAUGCCAUGCCGGUAUUGCAAGUCAAAACCUUCCGCCAGAGAUCGGGAAAAGUUGAGACCUCUCAUUACAAGGUGACCGUAUCGAGAUUCCGAGCACGCAUUGCAAAUGCCAUGAACUACAAUACAUUAAAGGGUGAUAUGCGGGUUGAAGGUUUUCCAGAUAUACGCAUUGCCAUGAAUAGUGUGGGUGCUAUUAAGCCCAUGGACCAGGACGAACAACAAUGUCAGGCUCAAGUUUCCGAAAUUUUAAGUAGAGCCCUGCGUGAUACCAUUUAUCCAGUGGAUUUCUCCAUCUAUACUACAUGCCCUCGUGCCGAUAUUGACCCCAUGGAUUUGCCUGUAAUUUACCCCAUUCCAUAUGAUACUAUGGCGAAUCAAAUGGACUUAAGCAUGCAGCAGGGAGGCGGUUUACAGCCCAUGAUCUCGGGCCGUCGCUUGUUGGUGAAAAUUGUUAAAGGUGAAGCUCUCAAAGAUGCCAAAGAUCCCUUUGUGGUUGUGGAAAUGGAUGAGCCAGCCCAAAAGAAUCAAACCGGAGCCAGACAGGGCAAUAAUCCCUAUUGGGAUGAACAUUUCUUAUUCGACUUGGCACCCCAAUCUGCUGAAAUCCUCUUCGAAGUCUAUGAUCGUCCCGCCGAUCAUUCAGAUGCUCCCAGGUUUUUGGGCCUAGGUUUGGUAGGCAUCGAUGAAUUGGCUGUGGGUCCUGCCUCGACUCAAGUCCUUGCAUUGCAACCCCGUCCCUAUGAAACACAACCGGUCUCUGGUUCCAUAACUGUAGAUUUUGUGUUCAUUGAGGGCGCCGAAAUACCUGCCGGUCCUAGACCGUAUAAACUUAAGGAAGCUCUGCAUAUAAGUACACCGGCCAUUAAUGAACACAUGAAGAAUGGUUCUAAUUUGGCUGAUGCUGCCGUACGUGCCUUACAGGAGGGUGCCUUGAACACAAAUGGCCAGCCCAGUAAGAGUACACUGAUUAUACACAGUGUUCAGAGGAAUUCAACAAAUCCAAAUGCAUUUAAGGUUGAAGUAAAUAAAGAUGGUCAAAUCGAAGUUAAAGAAUCUCAAGAUGUUUUAAAUGCCGCCGCAACAAAAGCUUUAGAAAGCCCUGAAUUAGCGCACACACCAGAAGCUAUGGUUAUAGAGCUUAACAGUGAAGAUCUAGAGCAAAUAGUAGCGGAUACAUCAGUGACUACAGAUAUAACAGCGAGUCCAACUGAUUCGUAUCCCCAAAACGAGUGCCUAAAUACCGAAACACCGUCCCUAGACAACACAGGUAACGAUAGUGCUUUGGGAGAAUCCGCCUCCGAGUUUGGUCAACCGAAUGCUGCCUCCUCACCCAAUGGUCACAAUAAUUAUAAUGCCAAUGGUGCCUCUGCCGGCUAUUCCAAUGGCCAUAAUAAUGCCUCCUCUUAUUCAAAUAAUGCCUUCUCCAAGAAUGGUAGCUUACCUCGCAACGGCAUGUCGUCGCCCGACAACAAUUUCAAUUUACAUGAAGCCGAGGACCUGUCGGCAGCUGGUUUCGAUGAUCGUGGCCGCAGUAAAAAACGUAAUUUCUUUGGUACACUGAAAAAGCGUUUAAGCCGCUCCAAGACACGCACCCAUUCAGCUGAUCGUGGCGCUUUAACGUCACAACAAAAUAAUAAUCUUACAACCCCUACAGGAACACUUAACGGUGAUUCACGUUCAUUAUCUGUCGAUCGUGCUGUUUUGUCUAAAAGCAAUUCACUUGGACCUCGCAUGGGCAUUUCACCCCCAUUAGAUCACUCAAGACGCUCUUCAAUUUCAGAGUCCUCAGCAAUCUCAGGUUUUUCCUCAGCCAGCACAAAAACUUAUGUGCAUGAAGCAUCAACAUUGGUGCUGGAAACUAUCGAAAAUGGUAUUAAGAGACACUUUAUUGUUCCUCUGAAUAUUGCACAACGUCCCAGAUGGCGUCGUAAAGGCACAAAAUUACACAUUUACAAUGAUCAUACCUUUAUUGCCAAGCAUUUAAGCGGAAGCGGCUUGCAAUGUUCUAUAUGUAUGAAAUCAAUACCCCGACGACCUGGUAAACAGGGUUAUGAGUGUCGUGACUGUCAUUUAAUUUGUCACAAACAAUGUCAUGUCCGUGCACCACAAGCAUGUCCCAAUCCAACUGUACUCUCUAUGGAAUUAACAAAACUUAAUUCAGCAGCAGCAGAUAGAAGCAUUAGAAAAUUAUGAACAAAUUAAAAUAAAGAAAUUAUUUAAAAAUAAUUAAUAAAGAUAAUUUUAACAUAACUAACGAAUAACAAACAAACGUUCUCUCUAUAACUUUUAUUUUUUAAAGUAAAUAAAAGCAACAAAUUUUUCAAUAAAAAAAAACUAAGAAAAUUCUAAAAAAAAACAAUAAUGAAUAAAAAAUUUAAUAAAAAAAACUAAAAAAUAGAAUAAAAUAAUUUAAACAAAAGCCUGGAUAUAUGAUGCCUCAUUUCUUUACUAAAACACAGCAGCAUGGAGAAAAACCUCAAAGCAAAAGCCAUUGGAACACUUGGAACACAAACUAAACUUACUUAAGUGUUGGAUUUUUCAAGGCUACCACACAGUUUUAGAAUAAAAUGGCAUCAUAUUUAACAAAAUAAUCGCACAUGGAACCAAUAUAAAUAAAAGAAAUUAAUUCAUAAUUUUCUUAACGAAUUUUAAAAGUUAUAAUUAGAAUUAUAAAGUAUAAAGUAUAAAUUCAAUUAAACUAAACUAUAAAUAUUUAUGUUUAAAUGUUGUCUUUGUGAAUCCUUGUAAUACAAUUAAUUCAUAAUUUUUGUUAUUAAACUAUUAAUAAUAAUUUUUCUCUAUCUUCCUUAAUAUUAAACAAUAUACAUAUAAAAGUGGCAAUAUUUUUUUUUAAAUUUUAUUUUAAUUAUAUUUUUUUAUAAUGUUUUUUGUCUUGUAAUUUUGUGAUUUUUUUUUUAUUUCGUAUGUAAAAAAUUUAAAAUAUUUUGUAAUCUCAUUUUAUGUUAAUUUUUCUUUCUUGGUAAUAUGAUCAAAAACAGCUAAUUUUAGUAAUAACAAAUUUAUAUGGAAUUGUUGUUAAUUAACGAUGUAAUAACAUAGAACAAACAAAAAAUAAUAAUAAUUUGUUAUGUACUUGUUUUUUGCUAAGAAUGAAAACAAAAAUUAAGAAAAAGAAUCAAAAAAGUAAAUAAUAUUAAAUAAAAUGGUGGUUUACGAUAAACAACAACAAAA